Molecule: messenger RNA, 2325 nt
Organism: Arachis duranensis
Lineage: Eukaryota; Viridiplantae; Streptophyta; Magnoliopsida; Fabales; Fabaceae
Product: U-box domain-containing protein 13
Biological process (GO): cell surface receptor signaling pathway; protein ubiquitination
Cellular component (GO): cytoplasm; nucleus
Molecular function (GO): protein binding; ubiquitin-protein transferase activity
Source: RefSeq, a predicted model, not a curated record
UAGGCACACAAUGUGGAACAAAUAAAUUAAUAUUUUAUUCUUUUAAUAAUUUGGAAAAAGUCAUUGAGCGUGGUUUGUUUUUCCUUUUCCAAUUUCCACUUGCACUGAUUCUUAUUAUUAAGCAAACUUAAUCAUCAUCAUCAUCAUCAGAGCGCCAUGGGGGAGGGGCAGCAAGACGAUGGAGUAGUCGACAUCUUGAUUGACUUGGUCAACGAGAUUCGUUCCAUCUCUGAUUUCAGGCCUAUGCUCAAGAAGCACUUUUCCAACUUAGCCAGAAGGCUCAAUCUUCUCACCCCUUUCUUCCAAGAAAUCAGCGACUUCAACCCUGCUCUUCUCCCUCCCAACACUUUCAAUGCCCUGCUGAGCUUAGGACCAAAUUAUGACUAAGUUCUAUGAGGUCUCGGCUAGGUUGGAGCAGUCUUUGGCGGCGGUUUCAUGUGAUCAACUCGACAUUUCAGAUGAAGUUAAGGAGCAGGUUGAGCUAGUUCUUGCUCAGUUCAGAAGAGCAAAAGGGAGGGUUGAUGAACCUGAUACCAAGUUGUAUGAGGAUGUGUUGUCCCUCUAUAACAAUAACACUGAUGUAGCUACCAAUCCAGAUGUUUUUCGGCAGUUAGCAGAGAAGUUGGAAUUGAUGGGAAUAACUGAUCUCACACAAGAGUCACUUGCCCUGCACGAGAUGGUGGCCGUAAGUGGUGGCGAUCCGGCCGGACGCAUUGAGAAGAUGUCCAUGCUAUUGAAGAAGAUAAAAGAUUAUGUUCAAACUGAAAAUCUAGUUGUGUAUGAUACUGUAGGAGGAAAGGGCCAUUCUUCAAAAACCAGCAAACAAGUCUCAAAUGAAAGGAAUCAUCAGACGCCUGUUAUCCCUGAUGAUUUUCGAUGUCCUGUUUCUCUUGAAUUGAUGAAGGAUCCUGUCAUUGUUUCAACAGGACAGACUUAUGACCGUUCUUCUAUUGAGAAGUGGUUAGAAGCAGGGCAUGGUACAUGCCCAAAAACACAGCAGAGCCUCACUAGUACCGUCCUCACACCCAACUAUGUCUUGCGAAGCCUCAUAGAACAAUGGUGCGAAGCAAAUGGCAUGGAACCACCGAGACGACCAAGCAAUUCCGAACCUAGUAAAUCAGUGUCGGCUUAUGCCCCGGCCGAACGAAGCAAGAUUGAAACUCUUCUCCAAAGGCUGACUUGUGGCAGUCCAGAAGAGCGAAGAACAGCUGCAGGGGAGAUCCGGCUUCUUGCAAAGCGCAAUGCAGAUAACCGUGUGGCCAUUGCAGAAGCCGGUGCAAUACCUCUCCUUGUUGGUCUCCUCUCUGUGCCUGAUUCCCGCACUCAAGAGAAUGCUGUUACCGCACUUCUGAAUCUUUCUAUAUAUGAAAACAACAAAGGAAGCAUUGUAUCUUCAGGGGCAAUUCCAGGCAUAGUUCAUGUGCUCAAGAAGGGAAGCAUGGAAGCUCGAGAAAAUGCAGCAGCAACACUUUUCAGCCUAUCAGUUAUUGAUGAAAACAAGGUUACAAUUGGUGCUUCAGGAGCCAUACCUCCAUUAGUAACACUUCUAAGUGAGGGUACUCAGAGGGGUAAGAAAGAUGCUGCAACAGCACUCUUUAAUCUAUGCAUUUAUCAAGGGAACAAGGGAAAGGCAAUCAGGGCCGGUGCCAUUCCCACAUUGAUGAAACUUGUAACAGAACCCAAUGGAAGCAUGGUGGAUGAAGCGUUGGCCAUUUUGGCAAUAUUGUCUAGCCAUCCUGAUGGAAAGGCUGCCAUUGGUGCUGCAGAGGCAGUGCCCUUUUUGGUACAGUUUAUUGCAAAUGGUUCACCCAGGAACAAAGAAAAUGCGGCUGCUGUCUUGGUUCAUCUUUCUUCUGGAGAUCAACAAUAUCUGGCUCAGGCCCGAGAGCUCGGCGUGAUGGAUCCUUUGUUGGAUUUGGCUCAAAAUGGCACAGAUAGAGGAAAAAGGAAGGCAGCACAAUUGCUAGAACGCAUGAGCAGGUUCCUUGAGCAGCAGAGUCAAAAUGAACUGAACCAUGUUGCACAUACCAGCAUUGAUAAUACCUAAUAUGUGUUUGUUCUAUGCUUUUUGAUCAUUUGACAUUUUGUCCCCUUUCUUUUUAAGUGUUAGAGGAAAGGGUGGAAGAUCACCAAGCUACUCCAUUAAUUCAUUUGUUUUGUGUAAUAUAAUACAGAAAAUAACAAUGGCAAAAACUCUGAAAAGGGAGAAGAAACAUAUAUACAAGAAAUGGACCAGGUGUGCCUGACCUAUAAGAGUGUCAAAUUAUAACAUAUAUUAUCCUCAUCAUCCUCAAUGUUCAUGUAAAUAGGCCUUUGAACUUGCAA